Molecule: messenger RNA, 1784 nt
Organism: Cinclus cinclus
Lineage: Eukaryota; Metazoa; Chordata; Aves; Passeriformes; Cinclidae
Gene: HPCAL1
Product: hippocalcin like 1
Exons: 4
Coding region: 114-695 (193 amino acids)
Molecular function (GO): calcium ion binding
Source: RefSeq, a predicted model, not a curated record
GGGCUGUGAAGGAGCAGCGAAAGGGAUGGGGUGGCCAGUCCAGCCUGGAGACCCUCGUGCCUGAGCCCAGGGCAUCUGGAGGGGUGAGCUGCUGAACCCGGACCCAGAAGAGGAUGGGGAAGCAGAACAGCAAGCUGCGCCCCGAGGUGCUCCAGGACCUGCGUGAGAACACUGAGUUCACAGACCAUGAGCUGCAGGAGUGGUACAAGGGCUUCCUAAAAGAUUGCCCCACGGGCCAUUUGACUGUAGAAGAGUUUAAAAAAAUAUAUGCAAAUUUUUUUCCCUAUGGCGACGCGUCAAAGUUUGCGGAGCACGUCUUCCGCACCUUUGACACUAACGGCGACGGGACGAUUGACUUUAGGGAAUUCAUCAUCGCCCUGAGCGUCACCUCCCGGGGCAAGCUGGAACAGAAGCUGAAGUGGGCAUUUAGUAUGUAUGACCUGGAUGGCAACGGGUACAUCAGCCGUGGGGAAAUGCUAGAAAUAGUGCAGGCAAUUUACAAAAUGGUUUCAUCAGUAAUGAAAAUGCCAGAGGAUGAAUCCACUCCUGAGAAGAGAACAGACAAGAUCUUCAGACAGAUGGACACAAACAAUGAUGGUAAGCUGUCGCUGGAAGAGUUCAUCAAAGGUGCCAAGAGCGAUCCCUCCAUCGUGCGGUUGUUACAGUGCGACCCCAGUAGCGCAAGUCAGUUCUGAUAAAAGCGGACAGUGUGCUCAGAGAAUCUCGGCUUGUGUCCUUCAAGCUUUGCUCGCAAACGGAUGCCUUCUCAACCAUCCCUCCUCACUUGGCGGAUAAGACCCCGUUGCCAGAUCUUGUGUGUGUGUGCGUGUGUGUGUGUGUGUGUGUGUGUGUGUGUGUGCUCCCCCCACUAACACCAGUGCAGUUCUCCUGCGGCAGCUCCGUUUCUGCUUCCCCGUAAUGUUACAAUUCACUCUGCACAUUUUAAACAUUAAUCGAAAGGUAUGUUUACAUGCAGCUACGAGAGAGUCCAAUGGCUGAUGAGACACCACUUCACUUAGUCCAUGACAAAGGUGAUGUUUCCAUAGUUCCCGAGAAGAUGCUAGGUAGGACUCUUACCCAAAAUAGAAGAUGGUAGAUAAUUUAUUUUGCUUCGGAAAUUACUAUGUUAAAAAAAAAAGUGGACUGAAUGGAGUGGAAAGUUAAAAAAAAAAAAAAAAAAAAGAAAAAGAAAAAAGGAAAAAAAAAAGGCAGCUUUCCUGGGCAUGGUUCCAAUUUUCUUUUUGAGGAAAAUUGCUUGCACUUAUCUAAUGGUCUUUACUUUCUUUUAAUAUAUAUAUAAAUUAUAUAUAUAUGGUGAAGUAAAAUUUUAAAUAUUUAGGUCAUCUAUUUAAGGCAUAAAAUAGAAUUCAAGCUUUUUUUCUUCUAGUUGUCUGUGAUUUAUUCAAAUCUUGGAGAUUGUUUUUUUGUGAUAUUUAUGCAUUAGCAAAUUGCUGUUCCAAAAGAAAUGCAUGACUAGCAGUUUGUGGAUAUUUCACUCUGUUUAAUUCCUGAAUGCAAAUAUUUGUUCAUUUUUACUGUCAGUCAUUCCAGCAUUACUGUAUUAACAAAAGACCUGAAAGAAGUUCAUCCUCAUUUUGUAUUUCUCAGUGGAGUCCUACUUUCUGGUGGUUGCUGCGUUAAAUGGCUUUUGAGUGCCCCGAGGUGACGUGACUGGCACUGCUGUUCUCGACUUGGCUAAACCUCCUCCCUUUUGCUGUCAAUAUGUUAAUAGUCUUGUGCAUUCCAGUGUUAUUUAAUAUCUGCCUAAUGCCAAGAAAUAUUAA